AUGUUUGACGGACUGGGAGAGCCGACCAAGGCCGAAUCUGGGAUUCGUGCAAUAGAUCGUAUCUUCGCAAUUUUGGGAUGCAAUGAUCAAAAACGAAUGCGUUGUGUGACCCAUCAACUAACCAAGGCAGCUGACUUUUGGUGGGAUACUAGAACAAAGACCAUGACACGAGACCAAGUAGAAGCAAUGACAUGGGAAGGUUUCAAGACUGAAAUAUACAACAAGUAUGUGCCGAAGAGCUACCGGAAAGCAAAGGCAUCCGAGUUCCACAAUCUGACUCAAGGACGCAUGACCGUGACCGAUUACGAUCGAGCGCUCAAUAGCAUGACCCGGUACGCCCCUGAUCAAGUCGAUACUGACGAGAAGCUGUCUGACAUGUUCCGUGAGGGACUAAUGUCCCGAGAUAAAGAUGUCGUUGGCCAGUCGAGGGAGACUCUCCUACGCUGA
Messenger RNA from Salvia hispanica, 447 nucleotides. RefSeq lists its product as uncharacterized. The record is from RefSeq and is a predicted model, not a curated record. NCBI's taxonomy places the organism in Eukaryota, Viridiplantae, Streptophyta, Magnoliopsida, Lamiales, Lamiaceae.